AUGCAGCUAACUUCCCUCGUUGCUGCGGCUCUGCUGUCGCAGAAUGCCGCCGCUCAGUUCGGCAAUUCCAUGUUGCGAUUUGCGUGUUCCCAACUAGUUGUCGACCGUAUCGACCCCUUGGUCAACCCCGGUAUGGCGUACACUCCUCACCUGCACCAGCUGGUCGGUGGUAACUCUCUCAACGUCACCAUGGACCCCGCUACUCACGACCUGGCUUCGUCCACAUGCACGUCCUGCACCUUCAAGGAGGACAAGUCUAACUACUGGACCGCCGUCAUGUUCUUCAAGUCCAAGAACGGAACAUACAAGCGAGUUCCUCAGGUCGGCAAUGGUGGCCCUCAGGGAAAGCUCAUCAACAAGGGUGGUCUCGAUCUCUACUACAUCCCCAGUGGAAAGACCACUGCCUUUAAGAAGGGUUUCCGCAUGUUGGCUGGUAACGCCGCCAACACUGACCCCAGUAAAGUCGCCAAGUCGAACAUCUGCCAUCGAUGCUGGACGUCUCCCAAUGAGAACACCUUCGUUGGUGGUGCUCCCUGCACUGGUUCCGACACCGUCGAUAUUCCCAGCUCCAAGAGCUGCAAGAUGAUCCGACAGACCAUCAUCUUCCCCACCUGCUGGGAUGGCAAGAACCUCGACUCCCCAGACCACCAGUCCCACGUUGCGUACUCCUCCGGCAGCGGUGCUACCGGCGGCGGAGCCUGCCCCUCGACGCACCCCACCAAGCUCCCGCAGAUCAUGUACGAGUUGAUGUGGAACGUGACCGAGUUCUCCAACAGCAACGACUUCCCCACUGACGGCUCCAACCCAUACGUCUACUCCAUGAACCUCGGUGGCCCUGCUGCCCACGGUGACUACCUCUUCGGCUGGGAAGGCGACACCCUCCAGAAGGCCAUGGACAACAUCGGCUCGUGCGGACUCAACACCGACUGCGCUACCGCCGGCAUCCACGCCCAGACCCCCGACCAGUACAGCGCCUGCACCAAGGAACAACAAGCUCCCGAGGAUGUUGACGGCUGGCUCGCGGCUCUCCCCAUGGGCGAGAUGGCUAUUAAGGCUUAG
Messenger RNA from Hypoxylon fragiforme, 1059 nucleotides. RefSeq lists its product as uncharacterized. The record is from RefSeq and is a predicted model, not a curated record. Lineage: Eukaryota; Fungi; Ascomycota; Sordariomycetes; Xylariales; Hypoxylaceae. Bases 1 to 1059 code for a protein of 352 amino acids. The transcript has 5 exons.